UCGCCCCCCGCCCGGCCCCGCCCCCCGCCCCGGAGCCCGCUCCCCAGGACGCCGCCGGGGCCAUGGCUGCGGGAUCCGAACUUUAAACACUUCUCGCCGGACCGGAGCGGAGGCGCAAACCCCGGAAAGGCUGGCUCCACCAUGGACUGUAGCUGCGUCUCCGACCUUCUCUUCGCCCCGCCCGCCCUGCCGGCUCUCUGGACCCCCGGGUUUGCCUUCCCAGACUGGGCCUACAAGCCGGAGUCGUCCCCUGGCUCGAGGCAGAUCCAGCUGUGGCACUUUAUCCUGGAGCUGCUGCAGAAGGAGGAAUACCAGGGUGUCAUCGCCUGGCAGGGGGACUACGGGGAAUUCGUCAUCAAGGACCCUGACGAGGUGGCUCGGCUCUGGGGCAUCCGCAAGUGCAAGCCCCACAUGAAUUAUGACAAGCUGAGCCGGGCCCUGCGCUACUACUACAACAAGCGGAUUCUCCACAAGACCAAAGGGAAGAGGUUCACCUACAAGUUCAACUUCAGCAAAGUCGUGCUGGUCAACUACCCGCUGUUGGAUGUGGCAGCAGCCACCACGGGCUCCCCACUCUUGCUGACCCCUGGUCCCUUUGGGGGGACCCCUGGGCCAGAUGCUCCUCCCCUUACCCCUGAGACCUUGCAGACCCUGUUCUCUGCCCCUCGCCUGGGAGAGCCAGGGGCCCGGGCGCCCCUGUUCACCCCUGAGACAGACAAACUGCGUCUGGACAGCCCUUUCCCGUUUCUGGGCUCCGGUGCCACCGGCUAUUCCAAGCCCCCUGGCCUGCUGGGUCCUUAUGGCCGCGCCUUCCCAGAGUACCCCUGGAACUUUAACCCGUACCUCACCGGCCCCUUCCCCAAGCUGCCCCCCUCUCUCUACCCCCCACACUUCUACCCCAACCCUCUGGCCGGUCCCCUGGGCCACCUGCCCUCAGCAGGGGCAGGGGGAGGCCCCACAGCUUCACCCCUGCUGGCUGCGACGGGGGAGGGUCUGGGCCCUGAGCGCCCCUCGGGCCUGGCAGCCGCCCCUCGCCUGGCACUGCCCGGAGCUGGGGGUCCAGAGGCUGCGCUGGGUGGGAAGGAGGACAGCGACUCGGAGCUGGAGAUCACUGAUGUCAGCGGCUGCAGCUCUGACAGCGAGGGCGACGAGGGCCUCCCUGUGCCCCCCAAGGCCAAGGCGAGCAAAGGGGGGAUCGGCAGCUGAACCA
Prionailurus viverrinus (fishing cat) is the source of this 1210-nucleotide messenger RNA. It is a transcript of the gene ERFL, whose product is annotated as ETS repressor factor like. The transcript is spliced from 6 exons. Gene Ontology annotation, cellular component: nucleus. Gene Ontology annotation, molecular function: DNA-binding transcription factor activity, RNA polymerase II-specific; sequence-specific DNA binding. The coding region runs from base 142 to 1206 and encodes 354 amino acids. Lineage: Eukaryota; Metazoa; Chordata; Mammalia; Carnivora; Felidae. The record is from RefSeq and is a predicted model, not a curated record. Gene Ontology annotation, biological process: regulation of transcription by RNA polymerase II; cell differentiation.